Messenger RNA from Arachis duranensis, 1224 nucleotides. RefSeq lists its product as uncharacterized. The coding region runs from base 1 to 1224 and encodes 407 amino acids. The transcript has 2 exons. Lineage: Eukaryota; Viridiplantae; Streptophyta; Magnoliopsida; Fabales; Fabaceae. The record is from RefSeq and is a predicted model, not a curated record.
AUGAGUGCUCAAUUGGCCAAUCUUACCGACAUGAUUUUGAAGAUGUCCAUGUCCUCCUCCAACAACACCAACCAACCCUCAAGUUCUUCUAACCUUCCAUCCCAAUCCCAACCAAAUCCAAAGGGCGAUCUCAACGCCAUCACUCUACGGUUGGGAACUACAUUGAAGGAGAUACCUCCAAUGGUCUUAGAGGGCAUUCAUGAGGAAGAAGUGAUUGUUGAAGCUCCACAUGAAAAGGGGGAGGUGGACAAAAGGCAUGAGAAAGAAGGAGUAAACCUCAAGGAACCCAAGAGGAAAGCUCUAGUGGAUGAGUCCAUCCCUAUUCCAUUUCCUUCCAUGGUGAAGAAGGCAAAGAAGACACCAGAAUUUGAUUUGAACAUGCUUCAAGUAUUCAAGAAGGUUGAGGUAACCAUACCACUUCUUGAUGCUAUUCGACAAAUUCUAAAGUAUGUAAAAUUCUUGAAAGACUUAUGCACACACAAGGAUAGGAUAGGAGAAUUGGAUACAUUAUCCUUGGGUAGUUCAAUUUCUUCCUUGAUGGAACCUAUUCCAAAGAAAUGUGGUGACCCUGGGCCUUGUUUGGUGUCUUGUUGUACUAGUGGACGCACUUUUCAUGAUUGUAUGUGUGACCUUGGAGCUUGUUUAAGCAUCAUGCCUCUUUCUACUUUUGUGCGGUUGAAUUUAGCUCCAUUAAAGAAGUCGGCGGCAAGGUUUGUCUUAGCUGAUAAAAAUGUGAUCAUGGUAACAGGAAUAGCCAAAGAUGUACUUGUGGCGAUCAAGGAUUUGAUCUUUCCGGUUGACUUUUACAUCUUUGAAAUGCCUCCAAUAGAAAAUAGAAGCUCAUCCUCCGUUCUACUUGGUAGACCCUUCCUUAAGACCUCUAAAUUCAAGUUAGAUGUCUUCACCGGCACAUAUUCCUUUGAGGUUGGAGACAAGACUAUCAAGUUCAAUUUAGAAGAAGCCAUGAAGCAUCCUCCCGAACAUGAGACGGAUGACCAAGAGGGUGAACAUGAGAAAGUUGUUGAGAAUAAACUCUGUGAGCUUGACGAAAAGGAACCUCAGCUUGAGGCAAAGAGUGAAUUGAAGCCUCUCCCAUCUCAUUUGAAGUAUGCUUUCUUAGAGGACAACCAGAAGUUUCCGAUCAUUAUUGCUAGUGAGCUUUCUAGUGAAGAAGAAGAAAAGCUCCUAGGUGUUCUCAGAAAGUACAAGAAGGCAAUUGGUUAG